AUGAGCAUCACAGACGUCCUCAGUGCUGAUGACAUUGCAGCAGCCCUGCAGGAGUGCCGAGAUCCAGAUACCUUUGAACCCCAAAAAUUCUUCCAGACUUCGGGCCUCGCUAAGAUGUCGGCCAGUCAGGUGAAAGAUGUUUUUCGUUUCAUAGACAACGACCAGAGUGGGUACCUGGAUGAAGAAGAGCUGAAGUUUUUCCUCCAGAAGUUUGAGAGUGGUGCUAGAGAACUGACCGAGUCAGAAACCAAGUCCCUGAUGGCAGCUGCAGACAACGACGGAGACGGGAAGAUCGGGGCUGAUGAAUUCCAGGAAAUGGUACAUUCUUAA
Budorcas taxicolor (takin) is the source of this 330-nucleotide messenger RNA. RefSeq names its product oncomodulin 2 (gene OCM2). Gene Ontology annotation, molecular function: calcium ion binding. The transcript is spliced from 4 exons. The record is from RefSeq and is a predicted model, not a curated record. Bases 1 to 330 code for a protein of 109 amino acids. NCBI's taxonomy places the organism in Eukaryota, Metazoa, Chordata, Mammalia, Artiodactyla, Bovidae. Gene Ontology annotation, cellular component: nucleus; cytoplasm.